GUCAAUGAUAUCAAAACAAUAAUAAAGAAACAUUGGAAGCAAAUUUCGUUAAAUUUAAGAGAAAUUUUACUAGUAUUCGUUUUUUCUUGCUGUGUAAAAGAUGUCAGAGAACCAAAAGAAGACAGGAAAUAUACUAUCAAAUAUUAACCCGCCUUCAGAAUUACCAAGUUUUAUAACUGCAGUAGCACCUCCAGUAGACCAGCAGCCUUCCGUCGCUAGUGUUGAUCAACAGAAUGAAGAGUCUUCCAAAAAGGGAACUGAAACGGAUCCGUUUAUUCCGACCACUUUUAGCCCUGCGAUUCCUGCUAACAAGGAUACCAAUUAUAAUGCACAAGGAGAUCCCGAAGCAGCUGCAGUUAGCGGUAAGACUAGCCGAGAUUUCGCUAGCAUGGUGCUACAUCCGGAACCGUUAGCUGAGGCCCUGAGUCCUAUCACGCAGAGUGGUUCAGCCCUAUUCGGUUGGAUGAAAGGAGCUGUUAGCCAGAACGGUAUUUUGCAGAAAGUGGCCGAAAAAGCCAAGAGUUCGGUGGAUACGAUUGUGACGACUUUAGAUCCUCAAAUGAAAGAGUAUAUUAACUCUGGAGGAGACACGGAAGUGAUUGUUGCAUCCGACAAAGACGACAAAGUUCGUCCGAUAAGAGAAGCUUUUCAAACGGUUUUUGGUAAAGCAACUGUUAUUGGCCUUCCAACACAAGCAGCAGGAAUUGCAGCGCAGCCUGUUGGAUUUUCAGCUGGAUUGAAGGGAGCUGAACAUAGGAUCAAUUUUAUUCGAGCGGAAAAUCCUCGUGUGGAUGACCAUUUACCAGUAGUUGCCGUUGAGAAUUUUUUGGUGGAGCUGUUUCCUGAGCAAUGGUUUGAUGCUGGAGUUAUUGUGUUGUUCGACUACGCUAAGAAUAUUUUGCUUAAGACUGUAACUCAAAUGACACCGAUUCCAUUACCUGUGAUUGCAUCCAUUCAAGCAGACACAUCAGACGAUUAUCAGCUGAAGGACACAGGUUUCGCUGUAACUGUCGGUAGUGUGAUGGCGAAAAAUUUGAAUACAAACCAUACAGAAUGGCACAAAACAUAUACCUCGGUGAGCCGAUCGGAAAUGAUUCUAAGUGCGGCCAAAACUAUUGCUACCUUAUACAAGCAAGCUGUGACGGAAUAUUUCGCGAGCACCUUCGGAACUUCGAUAAGUUCAAGUGAAUAAAGUUUACUACAUGCCAGCGUUUCAUCAGGGUGUAGAUGUGGGCACUACUAGAUGCUGGUUGCUAGUUCUCCUCGUAAUGCGUUAUAUUGUGUGCAUCGUGUAGCAGACGGCACAAGAAUACACAUUUAAUAGUUACAGGCAAAUAACGUUAAUGUUUGUAUAUUAUUCUUAGCUCAGUGUUAUUUUGCAAAACGGCGUAUUGAUUUUACUGAAUGAUAAUACUAAUCUGAAUUCGUUUAGUAAAUAAAUCCAUCGUUAUGCAUCAUAAGGCUGUACAAAAUUACUUAUUUAGAACUCCUUUGUAUCUCAAAGUUGCAUUAAUAUAGAGUAUUUUUUGUCUUUUA
Molecule: messenger RNA, 1536 nt
Organism: Malaya genurostris
Lineage: Eukaryota; Metazoa; Arthropoda; Insecta; Diptera; Culicidae
Product: protein PRRC1-like
Exons: 5
Coding region: 101-1192 (363 amino acids)
Biological process (GO): activation of protein kinase A activity
Cellular component (GO): cytoplasm
Molecular function (GO): protein kinase A regulatory subunit binding
Source: RefSeq, a predicted model, not a curated record